AUGUCGUUUUGGCUCCCUCAGAACCUCCAAAAGAGGCUGCUUCUAUAUGCGGUACAGCAGGUAUCGGUGUUAUCGAAUGUCGAUUUGUCCAAUCUACAUGUUUCGUUAGGAUCGAGCUCUCAGUUUACGUUUGAUGACUUAGAGUUGGCUGUUGAUUCGAUGAAUGUGCCUGGAUUUGAAGUAAAAAGUGGUACUAUUGAUCACCUUGAUCUACAAUUGACUGUAUCUGGCGGAGUGGGGAUAAAAGGCAGAGGGUUACUGUUCGAGUUAAAGCCAAAACUAUCAGAACAAGGGUCGCCAUUUUCAUUGGCCAAGAGUAUCCAGGAUUUAACAAAUUCUAUCAUACAGCUUCCCGAUGUUUCAACAGAGAUGAGUGGCCCAAAUGAUUUGCCAGAAGGAAUCACUGCCAGCAGCAGUAGCGCGAGUAGCAGUGGAGAAGAUGACGGUGCGCAUACUGUAGGGAAAUUGGAAAGUAUGAGGAAUAAGCUGUUGAAUGUUGCGCUUUCGCAGCUGACGAUUACUUUUGACGAUAUAAAAGCUAGACUUUUUCUUGAAGAUCAUACAGUUAUUGAGUUAAGUUUGGGCACCAUUGAUUUCCAGACAGAGAGAACCUCUUUGCGGAGAGUGUCAAUAACUGAUUUCCGCGCUUCUCAAUUCAAGCGUGAAGAUACUAAGGACGAGGUACACAGCGACGCGGAUGAUAUGGCUGGUAGCAAAUUGAUUCAGCCACAUAUCGAGGCUUCUUCACUUUAUAUGAGUGCCAUGGAGGAUUCAAAGAUGGACCCUUCAAAAGCGGUAGAACCGAAGGGAGAGGAGCCGGUACUGCUUGACAUGAUUCUACUGGAUCACUUAAAUAUAACUUUCGAAGGCCUUUCUUCCAUCGAUGAUCUCAGCGUGAGAAACUUUGCCAUCAAAUCUAAAGUACUUGAUUUGAAAUUGCACAAUGUUUUGGAUUUGAAUGAUUUUGUCUUUGAAUUAUUAAUACAAGCAAUACAACGUUACGACCAAGAUGGUGCAUCGCAAACGACUUCUUUACCGGGCUACAAGAGGUUUCAGAAGGAACAACAAGCCACAUCAGAAAUGCUUGAUCUUUGUUCAAUCGAGCUGGGGCAGAUAAAUGUGGAGCUUUCAGAUAUCGUGAGUUUUUCAUUGAAAGACGUGAGCUUAGAAUUACACGCAAAUGGGGUACAAUCUUUUUCGGUCAACGCAAUCGAGCUAAAUGGUGAACUAAUGUCGCCUGCAUCCGCAUCUGCUCCUAUAAUACGUGGAAAGUUAACAAGCCAAGAGCUUGUAAUAGCCGUGCUGCAUUCAACAUGUUUGAAAUUAAAUAUACAGAUAUUGAAAACUUUGACGUCCACAUUUAGGCGUACACAGGAGGUGUUUUCCUUAAUGGUAGAGAAGCAUGUAGUCAAAAGACAUUCAAAGGUAAGGGAUCACAAUCAGACCAAAAUCACAGUUCAAUCCGAGCCGCUCUCCGUUUCCCUGAUCUUAGACAAUUAUAUUUUGUUGAUGAAUACAGGUCCGGUAACCAGUGAUUUGACUACAAAUAUUUUUGAGACAAAAUCGAUUAGAAUAGAACGGCAUACAAGCAAUGAGAAGAACACUCUGAUAGAUUGCAGAGAAAUCUCGAUUGUAGGUUCCAGAUCAAGGGUCCAGAUCAACUCAUAUGACGAGAGCUUCAAGGAUGCAUUACUUACUAGUAAGUUUGUAUGCAAGGUCAAUGAGAUUAUCUUCGAAGAAGAUCACAAAGUUUUGCAGAGUAUUUUUUCUGAUCUCAGCAAACUUACUGACGUCUUCAUGGAAGAUUCUAAUGAACACAAGGAAGCAUCCAGGAAAAUGAGUAUGAAGAAGAGUGUACGAAUUUUGCAGUCCUCGAGUGUUUUGUACAGACAUACCGAACUUGCAGCGUUCGCACUCAUAAUAGAUUCGAUUGAAGUUACAGUGAGGAAUUUCAUAAAAAGAGAGUUUGGAAGUUUACAGCUGACCGCCGGUAACAUUUUACUCGCAAUGACGGAGGACGAUGGUGUUAUCUCCUUCUGCAAGAAGCUCUCAUGUAGAAGAGUGACAUCUAGUACGUCUGAAAUAUUUAUUGAGCCAAUAAGGUUGAAUAACGAAGAAAGACCGUUAAUCUUUUUUUACAGGAAAAGUGGUGGUAAAAUCAAAGUGAGGGUCAAGAAUCUGUCCUUUUGUUACUAUGCAAAAUGGCUGUGGGUUCUGCGAACAACGGAAACCGGGGCGAAAUCAGAAAACACUGAAGAAAUAAUAUCUGAGCAACCCUGGGAAUUGAAGUUAAUUGACUGCUCAAUCAUUCUUCGUCCGUCCAGGUUAAACGCUGCCCUAGCUGUGGUAAUUGAUAAUUUGACAUGUUCAGCAAAGAGCUUCAAGCCGCAGAUGAAGAGCAUCGUGAAAAGUGGAUCGCUAAUGCUAAUUGAUGAUUUUUGCAAUAUCAAAUCGCCGUCGGAAAGGUGCUGGCCAUCGCUCCCUUCACUUUAUGCACAUCAAGGAUUCUCGGCUAUUGGAAGGUUUGAAACACUUAAUGCUAGAAUCAAUGAGGCCAAUUCAGUCGUUUCGCUGAAGGUAGCGUUGCAAACUAUUGGUUUGUCGCUUUGUGCAGAUUCGGCGCACACAUUAACUCAACUUUGCAUAGAUCUCAAAUAUCCGCUCACGUUCCCAGAUAACGAGAAAUACAACUACAACGAGGCGGGGCCCGUUGAUGUCUUUCAGUCUGUUGAUCCAGAUUUUUUCAAUUCUUUGCACAUACAGGAAGAAUCCCGAUUCCACGGUGACGAUGACAUAGUUAAUAUUGAUGAUGCUCAUGAGUGGGAUGCUGAUGAGCUCAGCGUUGGGCACUCCUCCUACGACUCAAAUAGUCCAAAGAUAGAAGUGCAGGAGGCUUAUUUAGAUCUGGCACAAGAGCUAAGAGCGACUCCUCCUCAUGAGGAUAUGCCUUCCAUAGAUAUAAGGUUUGGAUUGGAGGUUGAGAGAGUGGUGUUCAAGCUGUUCGAUGGUUACGACUGGAAAUUCACAAGAAAAUCGAUAUCACGGACAAUUGAUCAGGUAGAUCAAGAGAUCAAAGCGUUUGGGGAAGAACCAUCUAACGCAAGUGGCCAAUUGGGCAUGACAGUAUUUGAUUCAAUUUAUGUUUCUGCUAACGCGACAGAUACGGUUGGUUUGAAGAAGCGGGUCAAUGAUGAAAUCCAGGGCGAAGUCAGAUCUUCAGUUUAUGUGAGGAAAGCUAACUUGCAUCCUUCCCGUCACUAUAAAGUAGCAAUACAGCUUGAAAAGGUUGGCCUCAAAUUCACUGGAUUCGCUUUGGAGCAAACUCAAAUAGAUAAAGACCAUACCAAUCCUGAUCAAGUUAAUAUGGCCGACCUUUCAAUUAAGCGGUUUGAGAUCAUAGACAACGUCCCUACUUCAACUUGGAACAAAUUCCUUACAUUGUUGAGACACGGACAAUGGCCACUGGACCGACCCAUGUUACAUCUCAGCCUUGCCACUUUUCGUCCUAUGAGCUGCUUGAUGGCAACUGAACUUACUCUGAAUGUGGAAGUAGCCCCUCUGCGCCUUCAUGUCGAUCAAGAUGCUUUAGACUUCUUGGUCAAAUUUGGUGAGUUCAAGGACAAUAGAUUUGAAUUGAUUGACGAGUUCCCCGAUAUUCCUUUCAUUCAAAAGCUGACUACAAAUUCAGUCAAGCUAAAACUUGAUUACAAACCAAAGAAAGUCGAUUACUCAGGCUUAAGGUCAGGACACGCUAGUGAACUAAUGAACUUUUUCAUCCUUGACGGUUCAAACAUAACCCUGAAAGGCCUGGAACUGUAUGGAAUCAAUGGUUUCCCAGAGCUGAACACGGCGCUGAAGGCAAUAUGGACACCUGAUAUUACUUCGAAGCAGAUUCCUGGUGUCUUGGAGGGCUUUGCUCCUAUGAAAUCGUUGCUCGCUCUGGGCUCAGGUGUAAAGGCACUGGUCAGCGAGCCAUCGGCUGAGCUCAAGGAGGACCGACGUUUAAGAAGAGACCUCAAAAGGGGAUGUAACGUCUUCGUGAGGACUACGACAGGUGAUUUUGUUAGACUUGGAGCCAAACUCGCGUCAGGUACGCAAACUGUGCUUGAAAACGCAGAGCAGAUGUUAGGUGGUGACGGUUCCAAUGGAAGGAUAUACAAGACGGAAGAACCAGCAUUAGACAUGAAUCAUCUUUUGGAAGAAGAUCAACUGGUUGGUGGAAGUAAUCCGCGAGUGAAAGGUCAGCAGCCAGCUGCACUAGUGUUAGAUCCCUCCAAAGGCGACGAAGGCGAGCCCAAGAUAGUCAGUCUUUACGCAGACCAACCAUUGGAUAUCCAUAAAGGUCUCGAAGAGGCUUACAACUCACUCGAAAAGCAUAUGCACGUAGUGUACGAUGUUGUAUGGAAAACCAAAGGAGAAUUAAGAGACAAUAAGGCAGGUGCGGCCGCCGCUGCUGUAUCGGUAGCCAAAGUAGCUCCGGUUGCAAUUAUUAGACCGCUAAUUGGAGCUACAGAAGCCGUAGCAAAGGCUUUGCAAGGUAUUUCUAAUCAGUUCGAUAAAGAGCAGAUCGACGACAUCAGUGACAAAUACAAGUCCCUGAAGUACAAAAGGUAA
This is a messenger RNA of Torulaspora delbrueckii, 4614 nucleotides long. RefSeq names its product Atg2p (gene ATG2). Lineage: Eukaryota; Fungi; Ascomycota; Saccharomycetes; Saccharomycetales; Saccharomycetaceae. Gene Ontology annotation, biological process: autophagy of mitochondrion; piecemeal microautophagy of the nucleus; autophagosome assembly. The coding region runs from base 1 to 4614 and encodes 1537 amino acids. Gene Ontology annotation, cellular component: phagophore assembly site; extrinsic component of membrane. The transcript has a single exon. The record is from RefSeq and is a predicted model, not a curated record. Gene Ontology annotation, molecular function: phosphatidylinositol-3-phosphate binding.